Messenger RNA from Myotis brandtii (Brandt's bat), 1626 nucleotides. Its product is annotated as protein SPT2 homolog. The coding region runs from base 115 to 1467 and encodes 450 amino acids. NCBI's taxonomy places the organism in Eukaryota, Metazoa, Chordata, Mammalia, Chiroptera, Vespertilionidae. The transcript has 2 exons. The record is from RefSeq and is a predicted model, not a curated record.
UGUGCUCUGCCUCUGACGUCCCUUCCGGUGGCUUCUGGCGAGCGAGUCCUUUGGUCGGUUGGUUUCUACCUUGAAGUGGAAGUUUCCAGACAGAAAAGAGGUAACAGUCACACAAUGGAAGGUUCCAGGUGUUUCCGUGGAAGGUUCCGGGUGUUUCUAUGGAGGGUUCCGGGUGUUUCCGGGAAGGUUCCGGGUGUGUCCGUGGAGGGUUCCGGGUGUUUCCAUGGAAGGUUCCGGGCGUUUCUAUGGAGGGUUCCGGGUGUUUCCAGGAAGGUUCCGGGUGUUUCCGUGGAAGGUUCUGGGUGUUUCUGGGAAGGUUCCGGGUGUUUCCGGGAAGGUUCCGGGUGUUUCUGGGGAGGAUUCCGGGUGUUUCUGGGAAGAUUCCGGGUGUUUCUGGGGAGGUUCCGGGUGUUUCCGUGGAGGGUUCCGGGUGUUUCCGUGGAAGGUUCCGGGUGUUUCUAUGGAGGGUUCCGGGUGUUUCCGGGAAGGUUCCGGGUGUGUCUGUGGAAGGUUCCGGGUGUUUCUAGGGAAGGUUCUGGGUGUUUCUAUGGAAGGUUCUGGGUGUUUCCGUGGAAGGUUCCGGGUGUUUCUAGGGAAGGUUCCGGGUGUUUCCGUGGAAGGUUCCGGGUGUUUCCAUGGAAGGUUCCGGGUGUUUCCACAGGAAGGUUCCAGGUGUUUCCGUGGAGGGUUCCGGGUAUUUCCGUGGAGGGUUCCGGGUGUUUCCGUGGAGGGUUCUGGGUAUUUCCGUGGAAGGUUCUGGGUGUUUCUGGGGAGGAUUCCGGGUGUUUCUGUGGAAGGUUCCGGGUGUUUCCGGGGAGGGUUCCAGGUGUUUCCGGGGAGGGUUCUGGAUGCAGGAUAGUUAACGUUGGCGAGGAACGCGACCAUGAUGACAGCUCGGGGACCUGUGGUCUCUGCCCUGGUGCCGCGGCCGCCCUGAGGGAUCCGGGAAACAGGAAAACCCCUUCGCUUCCCCAAAGGCCGUCGUCAGGAGCGUCCCCCAGAGGCAGGCUCAGCGGGGGCGGCGAUGGGCCUUCGGAGGGAAGACGCCCGACGACGACAGGGCGGCCGCCGGAACUGCUUCUGGUUAGAAUGUCUUCGUUCAGACCAUCCUGUGUGGUUACUUGUAUUUUUGUAUUUAUUUUUAUUUCAUUUUUUCAGAGAGCGAGGAAGGGAGAGGGACAAAGAGAUGGAAAGGUCGAUGAGAGGGCACAUCCAUCGCUGCCUCCCGCACGCCCCCCCCGGGGACCAAGCCCGCAGCCGGGCCUGUGCCCCGACCGGAGUCGAACUGGGACCCCCAGGUUCCGAGGUGGACGCCCCACCCUGAGCCCCGGCCGUGGGGUUACUUCCCGUCUCGGAGUCCGUGAGGCGGCCACGCCGGCCGGUGAGAGCAAUGACUGUAACGCAGCGGUUCUCAACCUGUGGGCCGCGACCCCUUUGGCGGUCGAACAUGCGGCCUGUGGGCUGUGAGUUUGACGUGCUUGCCUUAGGUACUGAACGCUGCCCUAAAUGAUGCUAAAUUCCCUAGAUAUUCCACUCUAAUCCUACCCGUGAGCUAUGUAGCUUUAUGCUCUAGAACAGUGGUUCUCAACCUUCCUCAUGCCGCGACCCUUUAAUACAGUUCCUCAU